Messenger RNA from Nicotiana tabacum (common tobacco), 770 nucleotides. NCBI's taxonomy places the organism in Eukaryota, Viridiplantae, Streptophyta, Magnoliopsida, Solanales, Solanaceae. The record is from RefSeq and is a predicted model, not a curated record.
ACCUACAGAAAGAAAUAACGAAAGUUCAAACAAAAAAAAAAAGAUAAAAAAUUUAAAAAAAGGAAAGAAAAUGGGAAAAUCAGUUGUUAUUUUCAUUUGCUUGUUCUUCUUGCUAGGGCUUACUCAAGCUUCUGAUGAAAAACCUGAAUUCUUUGUAGAAGGAAGGGUUUAUUGUGAUCCUUGUCGUUCACUAAUCAAACACAACCUUACUAAGCCCAUAGAAGGUGCCUCUAUAUUUAUAAAAUGUAAGAACCCCGAAACUAAACAUAUCACAUUCAUGACAAUGGAUAAGACGAACGCCAACGGAAUUUAUCGGGUGCAUGUAGAAGGAGAUUACAAGAAUGAUAUUUGCAAGAUCGAAUUGCAGUUUGGUGAUAAUGAAGAUUGCAAAGAGAAUCCAUGUGAAGAAAAUUACAAUCAAACAUUUAGGAUUUCUCUCACUCACAACAAUAAUACUAAUGGAAAUGUACGUAAAGUCAAUGAUUUCUUUUACUACCCUAAAAGAGCAGCACUUAAAGAGUGUAUACGAGAAUUCAAGAAUAUGAAACAUAUGCCUCAAGUUCAAGAUAUCGAGUGUGCAUUAUUCACUGACAUGUAAUUUUUGGACUAGUUGUUGAAUGAAGACAAAAUAAGUCAUAAAAAGAGGAAAAACUUAUUUUGGGGGAUAGGGUCUAUUAAGCUCUUAAAUAUGCUUCUGAGAAAUUUUUGUAUGUAAUGUGCUUUCUCAUAAAGAAAAUAAAUGAAUAAAUAAAGCACCUCAUUUUGGUUAA